Messenger RNA from Kickxella alabastrina, 1304 nucleotides. Its product is annotated as pyridoxine biosynthesis protein-like protein. Lineage: Eukaryota; Fungi; Kickxellomycota; Kickxellomycetes; Kickxellales; Kickxellaceae. The record is from RefSeq and is a predicted model, not a curated record. The coding region runs from base 105 to 1022 and encodes 305 amino acids. The transcript has 2 exons. Gene Ontology annotation, biological process: amino acid metabolic process; pyridoxal 5'-phosphate biosynthetic process; pyridoxine biosynthetic process. Gene Ontology annotation, molecular function: amine-lyase activity.
AUGACCCCGUGUUAUUAAAAAAAGCAUUUAUUUUUUGUUUAUUCCAUUCACUCCAUCUUUACUUUUCACUUUUGAAUACAUCAUAGAAUUUACACUUAUCAAGAAUGUCCGAUUUCAAAACCGCAACCAACCUCACUAAGGACUCCAAGGAGCAUGGAACCGCUGACUACGCCACCACAUUCAAGGUCAAGACUGGACUUGCUCAGAUGCUCAAGGGUGGUGUGAUUAUGGACGUUGUCAACGCCGAGCAGGCGCGCAUCGCCGAAGAGGCCGGUGCCUGUGCUGUCAUGGCCCUCGAGCGCGUGCCCGCCGAUAUCCGCAAGGACGGCGGUGUCGCACGCAUGUCUGACCCGCAGAUGAUCCGCGAGAUUAUCGAGGCUGUCACUAUCCCGGUCAUGGCCAAGGCCCAGAUCAUUGAGGCUAUCGGCGUCGACUACAUCGACGAGAGUGAGGUCUUGACCCUUGCCGACGAGACCUACCACAUCGACAAGCACGACUACAAGAUUCCCUUUGUCUGCGGUGCGCGCAACCUGGGCGAGGCCCUGCGUCGUAUCUCGGAGGGUGCCGCGAUGAUCCGCACAAAGGGUGAGGCCGGAACCGGUGAUGUUAUCCAGGCUGUCAAGCACAUGCGCACAAUGAACGACCAGAUCCGCCAUGCCACUUCAUUGGACAAGAUGGAGCUGUAUAACUACGCCAAGGAGCUCGGCGUCUCGAUUGAUCUAUUGCGCGAGGUCGCUCGUCUUGGCCGUCUGCCCGUCGUCAACUUUGCUGCCGGCGGUGUUGCCACUCCUGCUGAUGCCGCGUUAAUGAUGCAGCUUGGAUGUGACGGUGUAUUUGUUGGAUCGGGUAUUUUCAAGAGCGGAGACCCGGCCAAGCGCGCUCGCGCCAUUGUCAAGGCUGUUACUCAUUUCAGGGACGCCAAGCUGCUGGCUGAGGUCUCUGAGAACCUGGGCGAGGCCAUGGUCGGCAUCAACUGCAGCUCGCUGGCUGAGAGCGAGCGGCUGGAAAAGCGCGGUCACUAAUUUGCAAUUAGCAGCAGUCUUAUUUGGUUUUAUCAAAUCAGUCAGACAUAUUGAUCAUCCAUCUCGCUUCCAAAUGUAUUGGCUGAUGCUGCCAAUUGCAAGCAAAUGCAGAUCGAAUGUUGCACAUUAUUGCGUCAAUAGUUUUGUUAUCAUUAUCAUACAAAGCAAUAAUGUUUGGAUUUUGCAAUACUAAUGUGUUUACCGCGAUGUGCGCUGGGAACCCAUUAAAAUCGAACUAUUAUAAACGUUCACUCAUUUGCGUUCUUAAACCAGUAUAAAGAU